UCACCAUUAUAUAGCCUCUCCCGGGGACCGACAAGCAACCAGAUUACACAAGUUUGCUGUGUUUUCACUCCAACUCUAAAAAUACAGUGCAUCUUAUUCACGGUUGCUUAUCCUGGUAUUUGACUUCUUAUUAUAGGCUACUGGAUUUGAAGAUGUGGUUGUGGAUUUUAACUGGCCUUAACUUCAUCAUGAACAUUGAUGGUUAUUCAGGUGGAGCCGUCCCAGCGGUAUGUGGAUCGAUGGAGCCUAAGCAUGGGUCCUUUAAGCCUAAGGAAACGACCCCCCCUUUUAAUAUUUAUUACCAAGGGGGCAAUGGAGCUUUUACAGUUUCUCUCCAGGGCAACGACUCCAAUGCGUUUGUAGGAUUUAUGUUGGCGGCUCUAGAUGAUGGAGGCCAUCAUGUAGGACAUUUUACUCCAAUUGAUUCGGAAGUUACUCAACUCCUGAAUUGCGGUGGUUUAGCAGCCUCAGCUGUCUCUCACAAAAACAAUCAGGAAAAGAGGUCAUUCAGAGUUCACUGGAUAGCGCCGGAAACAAGGCUAAGCAAAGAUAUCACUUUCAGAGCAACAGUUGUUCAGAAAUUUGGAACAUUCUGGGUGAAUGUGAAUUCAUCUCUGAAAGCCACAGCAACAACAACUAUUCCUACAACUACUGAGCCAAUCACUGAAACAAGCACUAUUCCUACAACUACUGAGCCAAUCACUGAAACAAGCACUAUUCCUACAAAUACUGAGCCAAUCACUGAAACAAGCACUAUUCCUACAAAUACUGAGCCAAUCACUGAAACAAGCACUAUUCCUACAAAUACUGAGCCAAUCACUGAAACAAGCACUAUUCUUACAACUUUUAAGCCUAUUGCAGGUACUACAUGGCAACAGGCUGAUAGGACUAUUCCGGAGCCAUGCUAUACUAUCAAAUGCAAAAAGCCAGUCACUGUGCUCAUGGUAAUCAACAGUCUUUUGGUGGUCAUGAAAAUGGAAAUGUCAAAUAUCAUCACAACCACUGUCAGCAACAGCAUCUUAUCUCGUCGUCUAAACAGGAUGUCGAAUAUCAUUUUCUGUAUGCUUUGUGAGGCGGUGGAAAUAUCCUCAAUGGUCUUGUUAAUUAUGUGCGAGUCCUUACACGUCAAUCUCGUUGCCCUGUUGUCCGUGGUGAUCGUCAUGAAUGUCUUGCUGACAGUACUCGCCACUCUGCCAAUCGGACCGAGUCAUGAGCUAAAGGAGAUGAGUAUCCCUGCUGUCUUAGUGUGUUCUGUCAUCCUCCAGACUUUUACAAUUGCUUUUAUCUAUGACGGUUAUUCGGAGAUCGAGGAAGUGCUGUACACUUACACAGUAUGGAUUUUCCUGUCUGUCAUUUGGGUUUUGGUAUUCACCACUUGGAGAAGUGUCAUUCUGCAGGGCAGAAAGAUAGGGAGUUUAAAAAACAGAACACAACACAGGCAACAAAAGAAAGAGAAGACACUCCAUAAAGUGUUUGUAACUGCAGCCUCAGGUAUCUUCAUCGUUAUAGCCAGUGCUUUGGCUAUAGCUAGCAUUGUCUGGAUACUGUGGCACUGAGGAAAAGUAGGCAUUUAUGUCGCGAUAAGCUGGUUUGUAUGUUAAUUCCAGUUGCUUUUUGAAUUGAGGUGGUCUGACAUCAUUACCAGUAUCGUUAUUUGCCUCCAAAUAUGCUUUAAAUGCAGUAUUUGGUAUAUACAAGAAUACCAGUCAAUGCACCAAUCUGAUACCACAAUUUUAAACACCCCUAAAAAAUAUCCACUUGUAAUUAUUAUGUGACAAUGGCAAAC
Labrus mixtus (cuckoo wrasse) is the source of this 1786-nucleotide messenger RNA. RefSeq lists its product as uncharacterized. Lineage: Eukaryota; Metazoa; Chordata; Actinopteri; Labriformes; Labridae. The record is from RefSeq and is a predicted model, not a curated record. Bases 153 to 1556 code for a protein of 467 amino acids. Gene Ontology annotation, molecular function: oxidoreductase activity, acting on metal ions. The transcript has 13 exons.